AUGGUGACCCAGGGCUCCGUUACAAGUGGACCGCUAAGGAGGAGUAUCGGAAAAAGAAAACAACUCCUGAAUGAGUUGCUCAGCGAGGAAUCCACCACUUCAUCUGAACUGAUCCCACGAUAUGACGCUAUCGAGUUAGAGAAGGCGGUGCUCGGCCUCUUCGACGAAUUCGAGAGGUGCGAACGGAAUCUGAGUGCUCUCGCCGAUGCCGAGAACAAAUGGGCUGCCCUCCGACGCAGCAAUCCCCCGGAACAAAAAGAGCACGACUCUUAUGUAGCGAACUACGGACCCUACAUGGAGACGUAUCGAGAAGGAGAGUUACGACUCCAGGAGAUCGUGGAACUCUAUCGAGCUGGCUACACCCGACUCGAGUCAUUGGACAAGACUCGUGUGGAGAAUCUAACUCAACCCAAUGAGCUGAUACUCACAACGCCACUGCUCACGGACUUGACGGAUUUGAAAUCUGGUCAUACAACGCCGAAUCCGCGCCCCGACGCAAUACAAACAUUGCCGACGGCGGACGAGAAGAAGCAAAGGACGCCGACAACGAUCGCGUCAUCAAAGGAAAUGGCGCCGCCAACACCGCAAAUGGCACCCAUUCAAACGACAUCUACUCAUAUGUCACCAACAAGAACACCACCGUUCGACCCGACGAGAAGAGGAAUGGACGCUCAGACCAUCGACUCCAACAUGCAAGGAGUGAUUGUCGUGGAACCAAACGUGACCGUGAAGACUAGCAACCCCUGGAACGCUGGGGCUGCUGCUUCACACCCACAAAUGGUUCUAGGACACAACCUACAGAUGCAGCUCCAACUACCAGCAGUGCAACUACCAGUCUUCAAUGGAGACUCAUUGAAAUAUUUCGAAUUCCGUCAACUAUUCGACGCUCUGGUCACCGGACAAGCUGAAGCCGCGAAGAUGCAUUUUCUGCGAUCGUCUCUCACCGGAGAAGCCGCGGAACUAGUGCGAACACUACCGGUCACGCACGCCAGCUAUGAAAUAGCGAUCGACAUUCUCGAUCAAAACUACGGCGGAAAACUGAGGCAGAAGACUCUCCUACUGCAGAAGAUGCGCAACCUGCCGGACAUCACCCACACCACGGAUCCCAAGAGCCUGAAGAUGUUCCUCACGCAAGCAACGAUUACCUUCAACCUACUUAUGACUCUGGGGGGCGACGCAGACAACUCAACAACCGCUGAUAUUAUAAUGUGCAAGCUGCCAAUGAGGAUCCAGAUCAAACUGUACGGCAACUCGAACGGAGAGAACACCUACUUGGCCGGAGACCUUCUCCAUCGAGCAGGAGAGAUCUCAAGGAACGAGAAUCUGAUUGCCGAUCUCUGCAACAGGCAUCAGGACAACCGGAAUGUGACGACGAUGGCUGCCAUCAACCACAUCAACAACAAUCGUCAGCGACAUCAACCAUGUGGUGGAAGAUCCACUCCUCAUCAACAACACCAGCAGCGUCCACAGAAACCAUGUGCCUUCUGUGUCGAAGUACGAAUGGUACACCUACCAGAGGAAUGCCGAAAACAUCCAACCGUGACCAUUCGGAAACAACGUGCAAAGGACCUCCGUCUGUGCUUCCGCUGCCUCGAACAAGGACAUGGUUCGAAGCAAUGCUCUGCAUCCUGCCAAGGCUGCCAAGGACAUCAUCAUGCCGCCAUCUGCCCGAAACGUGAGCCUGCUGCAGCCAAUCAAGCAAGAAGGAACGACUACCAGUCACCAAGGAAUGGACCACCUGGAUCUGGAGGAUCCGGCGGAUAUGCCGCUCCAACUGGACAGUCACCACGAGGAUGGAAUCAACGUUCGACUUGGCCGCAACCAUCCAACCAAACGACUCAACAACCUGCAUCGCAAGAUCCGCGUCGUCAAGGGCACUGGAAUGGCCCGGUGAACUUCAAUCAAAGACCACAAGCUCAGACACACUGCGUCGAAGCAAUGGAGAACCCGACCAGCGCCACCUUUACGACGCAAACGGAAAUCACUACCGCUCCAACUACUGAAGCCGUGGAAGCCGAACUGUCAGACAAGGAGCCGGAGAACGUCGACUACGACAACGAGGAAGGAGCUGGAGAACGUCACCCGAUCGACGCCACUCCAACGAAGCAGCAGAUCAUCAUGCAAGUCUUUGACAUCAACAUUCUGGACGGAGAUGGACAGGAGCAUACGGCUACUGUAUUCCUAGACGAAGGCUCCAACACCAGCUACAUCACCAAGGACCUUGUGCAGAAGCUGAACAUCAAUUCAACCGGAACGAAACAUUUGAAUCUGACUACGUUCCAGUCCAAGAAGAAGAACAUGAAGCUGCGGACAUUCGACGUUGCGUUCAGGACGGAAACCACCACUAAGGUCAUCCAACUCUUCGAGAUCGACACCCUGCCGAACAACGUCUGCUCAACCGUCAUCUCCACCAAUUUGGUCAAUCAACUACUGAAGGACCCAAAUAUUCGACUUCCAAGGAUUGCCAAGGACAUUGACAUCUUAAUUGGAUUGGACACCAGCAUCAGUCUCUUGGGAGAGAAGAAAUCCUUCAUUUUUGGCGAUCUCGAGCUCCGUGUCACCGAAUGUGGACCAAUAAUCUCUGGACGAGAACCAGCAAGGGAGCCCGAACCAGCAAUGACCUUCACCACGAUGAACGAGACUACUGCAAUCGACGAGAUCCCUGAGAUGGAAGAGAUCCGCACCGUCAUCUCCCGAAUGUCAACACUGGAAGGAAUCGGCAUCACGGAUACAACUGCACCGGCCACAUCGAAAGAUGAAGAAAGUUGUCAACGAAAGAAACAUUACUGA
This is a messenger RNA of Caenorhabditis sp. 36 PRJEB53466, 2790 nucleotides long. Lineage: Eukaryota; Metazoa; Nematoda; Chromadorea; Rhabditida; Rhabditidae. The record is from the annotation of a GenBank genome assembly.